CAAAAAAAAAAACACGUGGGCCUAAUUCUGAGCCCAAAAAUAGUUCACGGAACGGCAUAUUCGCAUCCCCGCGAGGGACGAUAAACUACCACUCACGUAUCGCCACGUGUCGAAGAGCAAAAGAAAGAGAACCAUAAAUCGAACAAAGAAGCUAUAAGUGGCGACGCGAGUCUCUCACCGCUCGGAAUCAAAUAUUCCUGAAAUCAUCGCAUUCCCUUCGCUGCCCCUUCCCAAUUCCCUUCCCUGAUUGUCAAUUGGAUCUUCAUGAGUUCAGCAACCACUGGAGCAUACUUCGUUUCCUGUGUUUCGGGAAACAAGAACAACGACCUCCUCUGCUGGGUUUUGCUCUUCUUGCUGCCAAAGUUUUUGGGAACUCCAUUUGCCUACAUCAACUUUCUCUUGAUUCAGGCCAUUGACAGGAGUCCAUCUGCGGUGGGGGUUUUGGGAAACUUCGGGGUGGUUAAUCUAUAGUCAUUUUUGGUUUGGUCAUCAGCAGCAGCAUAUUUGGAUCCCUGAUUUCUGAGCGGUGAGAAAUGGUUUCCUCUCAGUUUUCGGGUUUUACGAAGGGUGGUUACAAACCCUCACAGACUAAUUUACUCUUUCCUGCAAACCUGCCUGAUACUGUGAACACGGAGCAUAUUGAGCUAGAUUUCUCUGAUGUAUUCGGCCCAGUUACUGUAGAUUUGAACAACAUUGAUUCCACUACUGGUGAACCUGUAGAAGACGUGAAUGAGUUGGUUUAUGAUGACCCACCAGUCAUUUACACCCGAUCUCAUUCUCUGGUUGGCCCUUCUGCUUGUGUUAGUCAAUCACUUAAGCUUAGCAAACUCACCAUACAUGAGACUGAGGAUUCACUGGAACUAGUGGAUUAUGCUGAUGAAGAGACCUUUAAGGACAUUAAAGAAUCCUCCUUUGUCGAAGAGUCUUUGAAAGAUGAAGACGGGAAUAUCUCAAAAACCCAAAGAGUUAGCAUUGAAGAUUUUGAGAUUUUGAAGGUUGUGGGGCAGGGUGCAUUUGCUAAAGUAUAUCAGGUGAGGAAGAAAGGUACUUCAGAAAUAUAUGCUAUGAAGGUUAUGCGGAAGGACAAGAUUAUGGAGAAGAACCAUACUGAAUAUAUGAAAGCUGAGAGGGAUAUCUGGACAAAGAUAGAACACCCUUUUGUUGUUCAACUCAGAUACUCUUUUCAGACAAAAUACAGACUGUAUCUUGUGCUUGAUUUUGUAAACGGGGGCCAUCUCUUCUUCCAGCUUUAUCACCAAGGCCUUUUCAGAGAGGAUCUAGCACGCAUAUAUGCUGCGGAGAUUGUUUCUGCAGUUUCUCAUCUCCAUUCAAAUGGAAUAAUGCACAGGGAUCUGAAGCCUGAAAAUAUUCUACUGGACGCUGAUGGCCAUGUUAUGUUGACUGAUUUUGGCUUAGCAAAACAAUUUGAAGAGAGUACUAGAUCAAAUUCGAUGUGUGGUACAUUAGAGUACAUGGCACCUGAAAUUAUUCUUGGCAAAGGCCAUGAUAAGGCUGCUGAUUGGUGGAGCGUAGGUGUUCUACUGUUUGAGAUGCUUACUGGAAAGCCCCCUUUCUGUGGUGGUAGCCGUGACAAAAUUCAGCAGAAGAUAGUUAAAGACAAGAUCAAGCUACCAGCAUUUUUGUCAAGUGAAGCACAUUCACUGUUGAAAGCGCUGCUACAGAAGGAAGCAACGAAGCGCUUAGGUUGUGGAGCCCGGGGAGUUCAGGAAAUUAAGGGACACAAGUGGUUUAAACAAAUCAAUUGGAGAAAGCUGGAAGAACGAGAAAUCCAGCCAAGCUUUAUCCCAGACGUAGCUGGUACGCACUGUGUUGCCAACUUUGAGAAACGCUGGACUGAUAUGCCUGUUGUGGACUCGCCAGCUGCCAGCCCAAAUGGUGGAAACCCCUUUAAGGACUUCUCUUACGUGAGGCCUGCACCUUCUUUUCUUCAGAGGAAUAGCCCUGCGUACUAACCAGACAACUUGUAACGGCUUUUACUUAAGAUGCAUAUGUUUUUAUAGUUCUCCUCCUAUUCUUCUCAUUAGUUAGUUGCCUGUAUCUGGCUGCGUGAACAGUGAGUGAUAGACUGUCACAAUUGCCAACACUAAAGAAUUUUUUGUGCCCCUAGCUAGGACUUGUGUGUAAAAUCUACAGGUUGUGAGUUCAGUCACUUAUUUAUGUGCCUUGCGGCUCCACAAUUCUAUUAAGAUGUAUGUCAUGUCUGGAGGAAAUAAACUGCUUUUUUUAUA
Molecule: messenger RNA, 2249 nt
Organism: Vigna angularis (adzuki bean)
Lineage: Eukaryota; Viridiplantae; Streptophyta; Magnoliopsida; Fabales; Fabaceae
Product: serine/threonine-protein kinase AtPK2/AtPK19
Exons: 7
Coding region: 534-1973 (479 amino acids)
Biological process (GO): protein phosphorylation
Molecular function (GO): ATP binding; protein serine/threonine kinase activity
Source: RefSeq, a predicted model, not a curated record